AUGAAUAGAGAGAGUUCUAAUAAUAAAAGAGAUAGAUCAAGGUCUCCCGUAAGAUCGAAUGAAGACACUCGCAACUUACCACUGAGAUCAUCUCAUUCUUCAUCACUGCAAUAUCGUAGAAAUCGUAAAAAGAAUAACACUAAUGAAUGUAUUAAAGUUAGUUUAGAUUAUGAAUUUGGAGAUCUGGGAUCAAAUUGGCGAAUGAUGAAAUUAAAUCGAAUUUUUGAGGCUGCUAAAGAGUCAGAAAAAUCAUUAAUAGAUAUUGUAAAAGAAAGAUAUGGUACUGAAAUUGAAUUUGAAAUAGCCAAACAAGAGCAAAAGGAAUUAGAGGAUAGGAAAUGUAAACCUAAAAAGGAUUGGAUAUUUCAACCAAAUGUAGAAAUUGAAAGAUUUGUUAAAGAAAAAAAUGGAAAUAUUACCACAAACGAUAUUUCUAUACAAGAUUUAAUUCAACAAGAAAAGAAUGAACAAUUUUCAUUUGAUGAACAAAGUGCAAAGUCUAUUUUAAAGGAUUCACAAUUUGAAUCUAAUCUUGAAUAUCAAGACGAAAAUGCAUCCAAAUUAGCUUCAUACGUUCAAUCCGGUAAAGUUAACCUUUCAGAUAUACAGCAAAAUAAAUCAAAUCCACAAUCUUUACAAAGGAUAAUGAAGAAUUUAGAUAGAUGUGAACUUUGUCUUGAGAAUAAUUCAUUGGAAUCGAUUCCAAUAUCAAUGGGUCAAAAGACAUAUUUAACAUUACUACCAUACAAUAGUUAUAAUAAACUUUUCCCUAGUAAUACUACGGCGAUUUGUUUAAAUGAACAUCGUGAAAAUACCCUUUAUUGUGAAGAUGAUGAAUGGGAUGAAAUUGAAAACUUUAUGAAAACCCUUGCUACUUACUAUUAUAAAGAAUAUAAGAAGGGAGUAAUUUUCAUUGAAAAUGCUGUGGAUACCAAAUAUCAACGUAAUCAUGCACAUAUUUUGGUAAUCCCAAUAUCAUUGAGUAUUUGUUCCCAGGCAGAAGGAUAUUUCAAAGAGGCCAUAAUAUCUCAAUCAGAUGAUCUUGAAGAUCAACAUAAAAGUGUUUUAGAUACUCAAUUAAAGGGUAGAGAACGCAGCCAAGGUACAAGAAGACAAGCUGGGAUGAAACAACUUUUAGCGAAAGAAGCUCCUUAUUUCCAUGUAUGGUUUAGUUUGGAUGGAGGAAUAGGACAUAUUGUAGAAAAUUAUAAAGAAUGGCCUAAAUACGAUUUAUUUACAAGACAAGUGGUUGGAGAAGGGCUAUUAAAAUGUCAAGAUCCAAUGUUGGUGAAUUCAACCAAAGAUUAUAAGAAAUGGAAAAGUUCUGCUAGAUCCGGAGAGGAGAUGGAAAGAGUUGAACGAUUUAGAAGGAAGUGGAAGGCAUAUGAUUGGACAGAGGUUAACAGCGAAUAG
Messenger RNA from [Candida] anglica, 1413 nucleotides. The record is from the annotation of a GenBank genome assembly. NCBI's taxonomy places the organism in Eukaryota, Fungi, Ascomycota, Pichiomycetes, Serinales, Debaryomycetaceae.